CGCUUGCGCAGUGCAGCGGGCUGUAGGACGUAUGUACAAAUCCGGGUGGACGCUUUCAGGAUGAACCCAUUAACCAAAGUGAAGCUGAUCAACAAACUGAAUGAGCGUGAAGCAGAGCUGGGAGUGAAGGACAAGGUCUCUUGGCACGCAGAGUAUAGUGACAGCGCCUGGGUGUUUGUGGGGGGGUUGCCAUAUGAACUGACUGAAGGGGACACUAUCUGUGUAUUUUCACAGUAUGGAGAAAUUGUGAAUAUAAACCUGGUACGUGAUAAAAAGACGGGGAAAUCCAAAGGUUUCUGCUUCAUAUGCUACGAAGAUCAGCGAAGCACUAUCCUUGCAGUUGAUAACUUGAAUGGGAUAAAGAUAAAAGGAAGGACAAUUCGUGUGGACCACGUGGCCAACUACCGCCCACCCAAAGAUUCUGAGGACAUUGAUGAGAUUACAAAGGCUCUCCGAGAGAAAGGAUGCGGUAUUAAAACCCCUCCUCCAAGUUCAGCUGAAUCCUCAGAAGAUGAGGAAGUGCAAGUAAAAAGGCACAAGAAAGAGAAAAAGAAGAAGAAGAAAGAAAAGCAAGAGCACCGGAAACAUCUGAAAGAGGAGCCUGCUACAGGUGUGCUUUUCCCCAAAUCCAAGAUUAAAGUGGAAAAAGAGGACCCGGACUAUGAACGUUACGCUGGGACAAACCAGGAAACCUGGGGCAGCGCAUCUGGGCACCGCCAGCAAAGUAGGAUGCCACAAGGACAAGAGCUCAGAUACGAGAGCGGGACAGAGCGACCUCAAGAAAGAGGGUCAGAAAGAGACAGGCACGAACGCAGAACACUCUUAAACGAGGAAAAGCACAAGAAAACAGAGGGCAUGAAAGAUAGGCACUGCUCAUCAGGAAGCAAAUUGCGUGAUCGUUCAGAAAAUAGAGACAAGCCUCCCCGGGAGAAAUCCUCAAAUCGUUAUUAAUUCAACUGCUGUGUAUGUUCUCUCUCUGCACACACGAGGAAAGGCUGCUGUAGGCUGUGUGCUCAGAACAUUGGCUCUAUGAAAUGUAGUAGACAGGGCAGACAGCACAAUGUUAAAAUUUGAAAAUGCAAGGGGA
This is a messenger RNA of Pseudonaja textilis, 1087 nucleotides long. RefSeq names its product RNA binding motif protein X-linked 2 (gene RBMX2). Gene Ontology annotation, biological process: mRNA splicing, via spliceosome. Lineage: Eukaryota; Metazoa; Chordata; Lepidosauria; Squamata; Elapidae. Gene Ontology annotation, molecular function: RNA binding. The record is from RefSeq and is a predicted model, not a curated record. Gene Ontology annotation, cellular component: precatalytic spliceosome; catalytic step 2 spliceosome; U2 snRNP.